Protopterus annectens (West African lungfish) is the source of this 1845-nucleotide messenger RNA. Its product is annotated as ras-GEF domain-containing family member 1C-like. The record is from RefSeq and is a predicted model, not a curated record. Gene Ontology annotation, biological process: Ras protein signal transduction; positive regulation of GTPase activity. Gene Ontology annotation, cellular component: plasma membrane. Gene Ontology annotation, molecular function: guanyl-nucleotide exchange factor activity. NCBI's taxonomy places the organism in Eukaryota, Metazoa, Chordata, Ceratodontiformes, Protopteridae.
CCUUUGUAGGCAGGCUCUGUCCUGCGUGAAGCGCGAGCUCAUUUGAAUGCAGCUCUUGAGUCUCGCUGCAAGCGCACGGCGGGUGCUGGAGGCGAGCUGGGAGAGCUACGCGUUGGUCUCGGGCUCACAGCUUCGCCUGCAGCGCACACCUGCGCUCGAGAAGCCAAGUGGUCGUCGUCGGCUGUUCUAGAAAGGAUGUCGCUUGGUACCGCUGUCGAUGGCGGGUUUCUGUCAGGGAGUUUGUCUUUCCUCUCGAAGGAGUUUGGUCGCUGUGUGUUUCUCGUCGCUGGUUGAGUGAAGGAGUCGUGUCGAGGGACCCGUAAGCGACUCGCACACCGUUUCCGAGGGGGACGAGUCCCGGACUCUGCGUUGUUGGGACUGAGGAAAUCUAAGCCCUUAGCCGUGAACACACACACACCGAGCCCUGAGGGGAAAGUGUCCGGGAUUUGUUUUGGUGGGGAUUUCUGUGUGACUAUGUGAUGGAUAACGGACGCGGCAUGCAUACUGAACUGUAAGGUAUGCCUCAGGCAUUGAGCUGUCCAAGUAUGUUUACUCCUGGUGGCUUCAGCCCUCAUUUACACCCAUCCAAAGAAGGCGAGCAUGAUAGUUUAAUCUUUCAAGAUGGAAAUUUAAUCUCUGCUUCUCUAGAGGCUCUAAUCCAACACCUUGUACCUACAGUCGAUUAUUAUCCUGAAAAAGGAUAUAUAUUUGCAUUUCUGCUAAGUUCAAGGCUGUUCAUCGACCCACAUGAACUUUUGUCUAAAGUGUGCCAUCUGUGUAUUGAACAGCAGCGACUCAAUGACCCUGUACCCGACAAGGCAAGAAUACGAAAAUUUGGGCCCAAGUUACUGCAGUUGUUGACAGAGUGGACUGAAACAUUCCCCCAUGACUUUCAGGAUGAACGGAUGGUUGACCAGCUGACUGAUAUGUUUCAUAGGAUUGCAUCUUGUGAUGAGAUUUACUGGAAGAAGAUGAAUCAGCUUUUGCAAGGACUGAGUCAAAAAUUGAAAACAUUGCAUCAGGGAGAUGAAAGUAUUGUCAGAACGAAUGCCUCUGUGUCUGAAAAAAGUAUUUCCUUUAAAAGCAAGUCUCCAUCAAUUCAUACUCGAGACAUACUAACUGUCUGUAAUGACCCAUAUACUUUGGCACAACAACUAACACAUAUAGAAUUGGAACGGCUGAGUCUCAUUGGCCCUGAAGAAUUUGUGCAAGCCUUUGCACACAAAGAUCCUUUGGACAGUACAAAGCCUUGCUUUAAAGAUACAAAGAAGACAAGACAUCUUGAGGCUUAUGUGAAGUGGUUCAACAGACUGUGUUACCUCGUAGCAACGGAAAUCUGCAUGCCUGCAAAGAAGAAACAGAGAGCCCAAGUAAUCGAAUUCUACAUUGAUGUUGCACGGGAGUGUUUUAAUAUAGGCAACUUUAAUUCAUUAAUGGCAGUCAUCUCUGGUAUGAACAUGACUCCAGUUUCUAGACUAAAAAAGACCUGGGCUAAAGUAAAAACUGCUAAAUUCUUUGUCCUAGAGCAUCAAAUGGAUCCAACUAGUAAUUUCUACAAUUAUCGCACGGCACUGAGGGGUGCAGCUCAUCGGGCUCUCAUGGCACACAGUAACAGAGAAAAGAUUGUCAUCCCUUUCUUCAGUCUUUUGAUUAAGGAUAUAUAUUUUUUAAAUGAAGGCUGCACAAAUCGACUGCCUAAUGGCCAUGUCAAUUUUGAGUCGUAAUAUCAUCCGUUAUCUGCAUACUGCUCCUGUCUUCACUGAAGAUGAUCUGUAUUUGGCUUCUUAUGAAAGUGAAAGCCCAGAGAAUCAACCUGAAAAGGACAGGUGGAAAUCCUUAAGGUAA